Molecule: messenger RNA, 1236 nt
Organism: Aspergillus clavatus NRRL 1
Lineage: Eukaryota; Fungi; Ascomycota; Eurotiomycetes; Eurotiales; Aspergillaceae
Exons: 5
Coding region: 1-1236 (411 amino acids)
Biological process (GO): regulation of peptide transport
Cellular component (GO): membrane
Source: RefSeq, a predicted model, not a curated record
AUGAAGAUAUCGUGUACUGGACGUGGCCUCGGCUGGACGAACGGCGCAAGACGGUCGCUGGGCAUCUGCUUACUAUUGAUUGUGGUAGUAUUGUGGACAGCUUCAAACUUCCUGGCCAGCACCAUCUUCGCAGAUAAUUCCUACUCCAAGCCCUUCUUUGUGACCUAUGUCAACAGUUCGCUAUUUAUCAUCCCACUCUUUACGAUCAUUCUUGGCAGACUAUUUAAGCUAUGGCGUCAGGACAGAUUAUCUCAAAUUGACUCAUUCCAGAGCCUGCUGGAGCAUCUCGAUUCCCAUGAUUCCAAGCUCGAGACACCAAUCAUCGAGAGUCGGAACAGUGAGGACAGGCUCGAUGAUGCUGGUCUAUGGACUCGGGGAACGACGGAAUCGGCGGACACCUCCAAGCUGGGCUUGAGGGCGACUGCGAAAUUGAGCUUCGAGUUCUGCAUAUUAUGGGCGAAUUAUUUCGCGAUGGCCUGCCUGCAGUACACAACAGUGGGGAGCACCACCAUCUUGACCUCAACCAGCGGAGUCUGGACACUCAUCUUCGGCGCAAUGAUCGGGGUCGAGAAGUUCACUGUCCGCAAACUCGCAGGCGUGCUCGCCUCCCUGAUGGGAAUCAUCCUUAUAUCACGGGUUGACCUCUCCGCAUCAGAUACCCCUCAAGCAGACGAUGGCAAAACGGGCUCGUUCCCCCACAAGUCCCCUGGCGAGAUCGCCCUCGGCGACGCCAUGGCCGGGUUUAGCGCAGUGGUGUACGGAAUCUACACCAUCGUGCUGAAACGGCAGGUUGGCGACGAGUCGCGGGUCAACAUGCAGCUGUUCUUCGGGCUGGUGGGCCUUUUCAACAUGUUCCUGCUCUGGCCGGGGUUCGUCAUCCUGCAUUAUACCGGCAUCGAGCCGUUCGCGCUUCCAGAUACAGGGAGAAUAUGGACCAUCAUAUUGGUGAAUUCAUUUUCAUCAUUAGCUUCGGAUAUAUGCUGGGCCUACGCCAUGCUCCUGACUACCCCGCUUGUCGUGACCGUCGGAUUGAGCUUGACUAUUCCGCUUUCGCUUGUGGGUCAGAUCUUCCUGCAAGGGCAAUAUGCGAGUGCGCUCUACUGGGUUGGCGCCGCAAUAGUGUUCCUAUCAUUUAUGGUUGUCAACCAUGAGAGCCGGGAUGAUACAUUGGAGGAAGAUGCGGCGGCCGGCUAUGAUGCUAUUCCGGAUCACGAAACGGCCGACCCCGUUCGGUAA